Molecule: messenger RNA, 5170 nt
Organism: Cololabis saira (Pacific saury)
Lineage: Eukaryota; Metazoa; Chordata; Actinopteri; Beloniformes; Belonidae
Product: A disintegrin and metalloproteinase with thrombospondin motifs 16
Exons: 24
Coding region: 152-4006 (1284 amino acids)
Biological process (GO): extracellular matrix organization; proteolysis
Cellular component (GO): extracellular matrix
Molecular function (GO): metalloendopeptidase activity
Source: RefSeq, a predicted model, not a curated record
UGCCCCAUCUGGACAGUGCGGUUGUAAUGAAUGGAGCGCUGCUGUGAGGGAGUCGGAGCGCAGCGCCGUUGAUGCUCCGUCUCUGGUUUCAGCCUCCCGGCAGGUCCGCGUCUCGGCCAGCCUUCCGCCGUGUUCAAGUCGAGCUUCAGACAUGGCUUUCCUGCGCUUUUCCCGUGCAGUCUGGACGAACUGGACGCAAUGCCUGGUGUUUUUUCACCUCUUCUGCUUCUCCACACAUAGCAAAAGUCCACUUUUGACUAAUUGCGCUGACUAUCCUGCACACAGAGAGCAGUCGGCUCUUCUUCAGUCGCUCAAUUUACCUCAACAUACAGAAUAUGAGAUUGUGACUCCAUAUGAAGUCAACCAGCGGGGCGUGUACAUCUCUCAUGAAAUAGCGCACCAUAAGCGCAGGAGGAGACGUAGAUCGCUGAGUCCAGAUGCAGACUCCCCCAGCAGCGGUGAGACGGUGCACUUCCGGCUGAGCGGCUUGGGGCAGGACUUCCACAUGGAGCUGAGCGAGGCCUCGGAAAGCCUCAUCGCACCUGGUUUCACUAUCCAAGUCCUGGGAAAGAACGGCACCGAGAGCCUCAGGGCCUACCACCAGGACGACCUCUGCUUUUACCAGGGGUCGCUGAGGUCAAAGGUCAACUCCUCAGUGGCACUGUCCACAUGCAUGGGGAUGUCAGGUUUGAUACGAACAGAGGAUACCGACUACUUCCUCAGACCAGUGUCAUGGGGCCUCGCACAGAAGGAGAACUUCAGCGCACCCACCAGUCACCAGCCACACAUCCUCUACAAAAGUGACGGGGAUCUCCGGACAAAGCAGAAGCACCUUCAGUCCCGGGUGAAGAGGUCCGCAGAUGCAUCUCAUCACAAAUCACAGGGACACGUCCCUUCAAAGACAGCCUCUGCGUUUGAAACGGUCAACGAAGAUCAAUAUAAGCUCACGCAGAGACGGCAAAGUGACAACAAUGAUGGAUCAAAGCAUCAUGGAGGCAGUGAUUACAGACAUGGGGAGAAGCAGAGGCAACACUUCUGUGGGAGAAGGAAGAAAUAUAUGCCCAAACCUCCAGAGGAGGAUGUUUUAGUGCUCCUGGAUGAGUACAAGUUUAUCCCCAGAAACAAACGGGCCGUGCUUAUGAAGAAUCAGGCCAGUCAGAAGCUCAAUGUGGAGACACUGGUGGUGGUGGACAAAAAGAUGAUGGAAAAUCACGGCCACGAGAACAUCACCACCUACGCUCUUACAGUGUUGAACAUGGUCUCCAGUCUGUUCAAAGAUGGCACAAUCGGAGGAAAUAUCAACAUUGUCAUAGUGGGCCUCAUCCUUCUGGAUGAAGAGCAGGAUGGCUUGGUGAUCAACCACCAUGCAGAUCACACGCUGAACAGCUUCUGCCACUGGCAGUCAACUCUCAGAGGCAGAGAGGGCCGACACCAUGACCACGCCAUCCUCCUCACAGGAUUCGACAUCUGUUCUUGGAAGAAUGAACCAUGUGAUACUCUCGGCUUUGCCCCAAUUAGCGGGAUGUGCAGCAAGUACCGGAGUUGCACCAUAAAUGAAGACACUGGCCUCGGACUGGCGUUCACUAUCGCCCACGAAUCUGGACACAAUUUUGGAAUGGUCCACGAUGGUGAAGGCAACGUAUGCAAAAAGUCAGAGGGCAACAUCAUGUCUCCGACGUUAGCCGGCCACAAUGGCAUCUUCUCUUGGUCGCCUUGCAGCCGCCAGUAUCUCAGUCGAUUUCUCAAUACUGCCCAGGCUUUGUGCCUAUCAGACGAACCAAAGGCAGUCAAGGAGUAUCAGUACCCAGAGAAGCUGCCGGGCGAGAUGUACGAUGCAGACACGCAGUGCAAGUGGCAGUUUGGGGAGAAGGCCAAGCUAUGCACCCUCGAUUUUAAAAAGGAUAUCUGCAAGGCUCUGUGGUGCCACCGUGUUGGGAGGAAGUGUGAGACCAAAUUCAUGCCAGCUGCUGAGGGCUCUGCCUGCGGCCCCAAUAUGUGGUGUCGCAGGGGCCAGUGUGUGAAACAGGGUGACGAGGGCCCGAAGCCCCAGCACGGCCACUGGUCGUCGUGGUCGUCGUGGUCCACCUGCUCCCGGAGCUGCCAGAGCGGAGUCACGUCCCGCGAGAGGCAAUGCAACAACCCCAGACCUGUAUAUGGUGGGAAGUUCUGCGAGGGUUCUCCCAAGUUGUACCAGCUCUGCAACACAGAGGCCUGUCCCCCCAACACCUCCGACUACCGAGCACAACAGUGCGCUGAGUUCAACAGCAAGCAGUUCAGAGGCUGGUACUACACCUGGAGACCGUACACCAGAGUCGACGAUCAAGAUCUAUGUAAGCUUUACUGCUUUGCUGAAGGUUAUGACUUUUUCUUUGCCCUGGCCAGCAAAGUAAAGGAUGGGACACUUUGCUCAAAGGACAGCUAUAAUGUCUGUAUCGACGGACUAUGUGAGAAAGUGGGCUGUGACCACGUCUUAGGCUCCUCAGCUGUACCCGAUGCUUGCGGGGUUUGUAAAGGAGACAACUCCACCUGCAAGAUCCACAGAGGACUGUACACAAAGCAGCACUUUACUAACCAGUACUACGGGGUGGUAACCAUCCCAGCAGGAGCUCAGAGUAUCCGUGUGGUGGAACUGAAUACGUCCGGCUCCUACCUGGCUGUCAGGGACACCCAGAGACGCUACUACCUUAACGGCCACUGGACGGUGGACUGGCCCGGUCGGCACCCCAUGGCAGGAACCACCUUUGAUUACAAGAGGCCGUAUAACAGACCAGAGAGCCUCAUAUCCAGUGGCCCUACUAAUGAGUCACUAGUUGUAGAGAUAUUGUUGCAGGGCUGGAAUCCAGGUGUGCAGUGGGAAUAUACUCUAAUGAACACUGAGCUGAUGAAGAAACACAAUUACACAUGGGCCAUCAUUCGCUCCCAGUGCUCAGCUACAUGUGGCGGAGGCCAUAUGAGCACCAAGGCGGCAUGCUACAAAGACUUGAGAGUGCAGGUGAAUGUGUCGUACUGCAAUCCCAGAUCAAGACCGGCGACUGGAGCGAUGCCGUGCAACAUCCACGCGUGCCCUGUCAGCUGGUCCGUAGGAGAGUGGGGAGCAUGCAGCCGGAGCUGCGGAGGAGGGGAGCAAAUACGGAGGGUCCAGUGUGUUCGGAUAACCAGCCAGACCGGCGUAGACAUCCUGGAGGACUCUCACUGUGCCCAGCCUGCCCCUGCGAGGAGGCGAGCCUGCAGCUCACACAGCUGUCCACCAGUCUGGACCACCGGGCCCUGGUCACAGUGUUCACGCAAGUGUGGUAACGGUGUGAAGAAGAGGACCGUGCUGUGCACUAGUACCAGUGCAAGCGCUCAGACUCGCACGCUGCCAGACGGCGAGUGUGCAGGCCUUCAGAAACCCGCCAGCCAAGAGCCCUGCUUCGUCAAACGCUGCCAGAAACAGCGCAAGGUCCAGUGGUUUGUCUCCACAUGGCAGGAGUGUUCUGCAACAUGUGGUCACGGCUAUCAGGCACGCUUCAUCAAGUGUGCAGAGAAGGACACUGCCGGAAAAUACAGGGAACUUGCUGCCAAGAAGUGCCACCACGUCCCCAGGCCCACAGUGGAUCUUCAGAGGCCCUGCAUCCUGGCUGAGUGCCCUGCCCGCACAACCUCCCCGGCCCACAGAUGGAGGAUGCUCCCUCAUCCCCUCCCUCAUCCCCUCCCUCACCAUCUACCUCCGCCAGAGUGGCACCCAUCUCCUUGGUCUCAGUGUUCUGUGACGUGUGGAGGAGGGGUCCAGGCCAGGACAGUCCAGUGUAAGGUCCAGGGGACGCCUUCUUCCGGCUGUGCCACGCAUCUUAAACCCUCAGUGUCCCAGGCUUGCAAUACCAACUUCUGCCCACAACCGGAGAAGAAAGACUAUGCAUGUCGGGAUUACUUCAGCUGGUGUUACCUGGUGCCGCAGCACGGCGUCUGCAACCACAAGUUCUAUGGCAAGCAGUGCUGUCAGUCCUGUUCGAAUUCAAAUCUAUAAUCUUUAAAAGAAACCAAGUCUGCGUCACAGACAUACACAUAACUAGAUUGUCGUAAGACCAUGUUUUAUGGCCAUGCUUGCAAGGAUGUUUUCUUGUUCAACGUGUGUGGCGAGCACUAAUAACAAAGCAGAUAACAGUGGAUGCAGAAAAGUGUUGCAGUUCCCUUUGUCUUCCCCGUGAUGCCGGACAUCUGGAUACGAGAAUAAGAAACUGCCAGCGGGAAACAAGAACUUGAUCAGAACAGAGAGAAAAAGAGAAUCUUGAUCAAAGUAAAUAGGACCGACACGUCGAGGAGGAACUGAAAGCCCAAACCUUUGUUUAUAAUAACGUUUGCAACUGAAUGAUUUUGUACAAUAGCCAGUCAAGACGAGCCAGUAGAGAACGAAUGUGGAGGGUGAUAUUCCUACUGGCCGGUGCUGUUCUCCUUUAGCCGGAAAUCUGGGAUCUGAUUUCUUUUAAAAGGGAUAUUUCAAACACAUUAUUGAAUAGUCUUACAUUUACCUUUUAGAAUUAGCUUCUUCUUUUUUUUUUAAGGAAAAUAUCUGAUCAAGCUCAACAUUUCAAAGAGCUGUACAACAGCAGAACGCUCUGUUAUGAACUAAAACCAACAAAACUGGUGGCAUCGAACAUGGCAGAACUGUUUGAGACCCGACAGACAGGUGUGUGAACUGGUUUUCAUACUCUAUGGUGCUAAAACUGUCACUUCUUCAAGAUUCAGGACAGAACUCAUGAAUUGUGUGACCUAUGUACAGUAUUGUGUGUUUUAUUUAUUGACUUUACAAUACAGUAUUGCUGGAAGCCUGUAUUAAUAAGCAGUAUAAAUGUAUCCUUUUUAUAAAACCUUAACCCCAAUACCUGAAUAUUUCAUUUCAUGCUUCAUUAAAUGCCGGCAAACCCCCACAUUUCCAUGCAAAACUCCUGUGUUUGUUUUGACAAACAAAGAAAAAGGAAAACAGCUGUAAAAUCGAGUUAUUAAAACAACAAACUUUGUGAGCAUUUUGUAAAUGAGGCAAGGCUCCAUAUUGUAUUAUUCUACAGUAUUAUACAUGACAGUCAUGUAUUGCAUGCGUUGGAAUGUCACAAAAAUGAAUUGCAUGUCAACAAAUGUCAAAUAUCAUCUUUCAGGGGUUAUAAACGUUUAAACUGAAAGGAUUCAGACAUAA